Molecule: messenger RNA, 1716 nt
Organism: Zingiber officinale
Lineage: Eukaryota; Viridiplantae; Streptophyta; Magnoliopsida; Zingiberales; Zingiberaceae
Product: protein PLASTID MOVEMENT IMPAIRED 2-like
Exons: 2
Coding region: 290-1516 (408 amino acids)
Source: RefSeq, a predicted model, not a curated record
AACGAAUGUCCCGAAUGAGACAUGAAAUUAUUCCUCAUUUAGGGAAUUUUAUGUGGCAGGAAAAAGCUCCACAUCCGGUAGAAUGCCCAAGCCUUACGCCUUUGAUAAGCAACACAUGCACCAGUAAAUUAAGCAUGUUGUUGAUAUUUUCUUUUCCAGAAAUAUUCUACAAAAAUCCAACAGAUAUCCAAACAGAUCGUUUUCUGUUCAUCUGUUUCCUGAUUCAAUUUUGAGUUUAUGUUCUACAAUUCUACUGCAAACCACUGAGUUAGAAGCCAUUAGCCUCUGCAUGGAGAGAAAUCAUAGAAAAAAGGCAUCGGAAAACUGCACAAAACAACAGAUUAACAGGUUAGAAUUAGAUAAGAAAAAACGAGAUGCUGAGAGUGAGAUCGACCAAUUAUUGUCCCAACUUAAUCUCACUGUUUCGGAUAUCCAUUCCCUGCAAAACGAGGUCAAGCUCAUUAGAUCGAUGGGCAAGAACUCGCACGACGGUUGCUCGAUAAAAUGCGGCGUCGAGAAGGCUUCUCUAGCGCAGGCCGCCGACGCAGAACUGGAGGCGGCGAAGAAAGAAUUGCUAAGCUUUAAGGAAGAAGGUUUCAAGCUCAUGGAUGGCAUGGAUGCUAUAAGGGAAGAAAUCCGCCAUGUUGCUAAGGAGAAGCAGCGAUCGAGCAGCAUUAGCAAGAGAUUAGAAUCCAUAGUUGAGCAAUUAAACUACGAGCUCCGAAGUUCCAAGUCCAAAUUGGAGGUUGCCUCGUCGGCUCAGAAGAGGGCUUCGGAUAUAGUCUCCGAUCUCCCGGCGGAUCUGCGACGGCUACAGGCAGAUAGAGAUGCAGCCGAAAGAGAUGCACAGUCGACACAUGAAGCAAUCGAAGCCUUCAGAUCGGAACUGAUGAAGACAGAAUCUAGUGUUUUGUAUGUGGAAGAGAGACUUCAAGCAGCAAUGGAAGAGAUGAAAGCAGCAAUAACGUUUGAGGCAAUUGCAGAGCAGAAGCUGAGGGCAAUUGCAGACAGCAACAGUAGAAACAGAGCGAACUCGUCUCUAUAUGGAUCCAGUACUGUAACCGUAUCUAAGUUUGAGCACUACUUGAUCGAGCAAGCUAAGGCAGCUCAGGAGAUUGCUGGCCAAAAAGUAGAAGCAGCUCAAGCAUGGAUAGAAGCCUUGGCAACUGGCAAAGAUGGGGAUCACAAUGCUCAGAGAAGAAGACUUUCAACCAGUUCAAGGAAACCAUUUGUGCCCAAGAAGACAAUUAAAACUAAGCUCAGUGUUCACGAUGCAGAUAAGAAACAAGUUCAGUCUUUGGAUUCGAAACUUGCUCCAGAAACGAGAAGGAGAUCUUUCACUCUGAGCCGAGUACCAGAUCAAUCCAGGAGAGUAAAGCUUAGGAGAUCAGCAGGCUCAUCAAAAGCACAGCCGGCUGUAGUCUCAUCGGACACAUGCUUAGCAGUUGGUAGAAAGAAGAUCAUCCUCAAGCUAAUUAAGUUCCUUGGUGGAAGCGGUUCAGCAAAUAAAACUUGAGAUUUAUUGCACUUCAGAAGUUUUAGGAGAAGAAGAAAUCUCUUUAUGGUUCCACCUCUGCCGACUGCAGCAGUAGAAUUAUAUUCCUUUGUGUUGUUGCCACGAUAGGACUAGGUUAUGUGAGUGUAUAUAAUAUAUGUUUGGUAUGUCUGCCAUUUAACUUAACUGAAUCCGAAUCCAAUGCGAUUUAGCCGAUUUUA